AUGAAGUCACUGCAGGGAAACGAAAGCAGUGAGAACUGUGUUAUAAACACAGUCCAGUUACUGCAGCUGGACUCAACAUCCAGCUUGAAGCUUCUCCAGGUGUUCUUAGAGGAACUGCCACCACUGCAGUCAUGGCUUCCUCCAGCAGUCUCCUGUCUGAAGAUCAGCUCUUGUGCUCCAUCUGUCUGGACGUGUUCACUGAUCCAGUCUCUACUCCAUGUGGACACAACUUCUGCACGGUCUGUCUCAAAGAGUGCUGGGACAGCAGUUCAUGCUGCCAGUGUCCAGUCUGUAAAGAGGAAUUCUCCAGAAGGCCUGAGCUGCGUGUGAACACGUUCAUCUCUGGACUGGCUGCUCAGUUCAAGAAGUCAGUUCAAGUCAAAUCCAGCAGAGCUCCAGAGACACCUGCCAAAUCUCAGGUGCUCUGUGACAUCUGCUGUGAAAAGAAGAGUCCCGCUCUGAAGUCCUGUCUGAUCUGUAUGGCUUCUUACUGCAAUACUCACCUGGAGCCUCAUCAGAGAGUUUCCGCCUUUAAGAGCCACAAAUUGAUGGACCCUGUGGAGAACCUGGAGGACUACAUCUGCCAGAAACAUGACAGACCCCUGGAGCUGUUCUGUAGAGACGACCAGACGAGUGUGUGUCAGUUCUGCACUGAAGGAGACCACAAGAAUCACAGCACGGUUCCUGUAGAGGAGGCGAGGGGAGAGAAGAAGACUCAGCUGGUAAAGACACAGGCAGAAGUUCAGCAGAUGAUCCAGGACCGACUGAAGAAGAUUGAAGAAAUCAAACACUCUGUAAAACUCAAUAAGAAAAUCUCAGAGAAGGAGAAAGCAGAUGGUGUGGAGGUCUUCAGAGCUCUACUGUGCUGCAUUGAGAGAAGCCAGGUGGAGCUGCUUGAGGUGAUGGAGGAGAAGCAGAAAGCAGCAGAGAAGCAGGCUGAAGAGUUCAUUAAAGAGCUGGAGCAGGAAAUCACUGAGCUAAAGAGGAGAGACACUGAGCUUGAGCAGCUCUCCCACACUGAGGACCACCUCCACCUCCUACAGGUUUACCCGUCCCUCUGCAGCCCUCCACCCACCAAGAACUGGACAGAGGUCAGGAUUAACUCUCAUCUGAGGGCGGAGACUCUGAGGAGAGCUCUGAGUCGGCUUCAGGAAGAGAUCAGUAAGGAGAUGGAGAAGUUUGUGGUGAUUGAACUAAAAGCAAUUCAACAAUAUGCAGUGGAUGUGACUCUGGAUCCUGAUACAGCAAAUCCCUUCCUCAUCCUGUCUGAUGAUGGGAAAAGAGUGACACAUGGAAACAAACAACAGAAGCUUCCUAAAAACCCAAAGAGGUUUGAUCUUUGUGACUGUGUUCUGGGAAAGGAGGGGUUCUCCUCAGGGAGAUUUUACUAUGAGGUCCAGGUCAGCGGGAAGAUGGAGUGGGAUUUUGGAUUGGCCAAAGGGUCUAUUAGGAGAAAGGGUGAUAUAACACUGAGUCCUGAGGAUGGAUACUGGACUGUGAGUCUGAGCAAUGAGACUAAAUAUGAGGCUGUGGAAUCUACCUGUGUCCCCCUCUCCUUGAAACAGGCUCCCCAGAAGGUGGGGGUGUUUGUGGAUUAUGAGGAGGGUCUGGUCUCCUUCUAUGAUGUUGAGGCCAGGUCUCAUAUCUACUCUUUCACUGGUCAGUCUUUUACUGAGAAACUCUAUCCAUACUUCAGCCCCUGUGAUAAUGAUGGAGGUAGAAACUCAGCACCGCUGAUCAUCACACCCGUUGAUCAUCAUAAAUGAGGCUUUUACCUCCGAAAAUCACUUUAUUCCAGAAUAACAACUUCUUCUGAAAAGUACCUCCGACUUUCUGUGAUGGGAAAAGAUGGCGCCGGUGUGUGUCGGCCCCCGUCUCCCAGCUCUAUUAAGACUAAUGCUUGUGGUGUUAUUGCUCAUUUUUCUGUGCCAAGAUGUGUCCGGCUUAUUUGUAUAUGAUCGCCAAGCAUUUUUCAAUGUCAGAAUUUCUUAUGACUUGUGGCUAAAACAGAACUUUGAGGAACAGACAGUUCUCCCUCCUCACCUGGUCACUGUCCCGGCCUACCUGUGGCGUGCUCCUGCACCACAGGGGAAGAAGAGCACCAGAAAGCGCGGUAAGCGAGGCGGCGUUCUGCUCAAACUGAAAGCCCCUUGGAGACAUACUCUUCCCGAGUACAUUCCUGGAUGUCCCGCGCCCCAGCGACCACCUGGAAUCCGAUGGAUUCUGCCUGUUUUCCCAGCUCCACCUGUAGCGGGCCGGCGCCACCUGCCACUGGAAACGCCGCCGAGCAAACCCUGUGCUGGCCACUGCCACGGCAGCGUGGAUCUGGGCUGCCUCAGGGAGCUGGGACGCUGUUCUUCACCUUCGUCUGAGUUGAUGAUGCAGGACUACUGUCCCAAUUCAAGUCCUGAUGAACUGCUCUCUCUUUUUGAUUCGACUUGUAUGCAUAUACUGGACUCUAUGGCCCCUCUUGCAUUGAGCUGCGCCAAACCUGCAUUAGAGCCAUGGUUAAAUAAUCAUACUCGAGAACUCAGAUGUGUAUGUAGACGCGCUGAGCACAAAUGGGAAAAAAGAUCGUCUUCAGGCAUCAUUACAAGUGUUAAACUGCGUUAGAGAAUACCAAAAGGCUGUUACAUCUGUAAAAAGUUACUAUUACUAAAUCUUGUCCUAAAUAAGUCACAAACCUCAGUUUCUUUUUAAUCCUCUUAAUUCUCUUUUAAACCUCUGUGAGUCAAACAGUGCUGUACCUUCUUUUAAACUCUGUGAAUGUUUUUUGAAUUUUAUUAUUGAUAAGAUAUCUAGUGUCAGACUGCCCCCUUCGCCUGGUGCCAUAGACCCAUCUUUCGCUCCAUUGUGUUCUGCUACUUUUGAAAAUUUAGAGCAGGUGUCUGUUUCUUGCUUGACAAAAAUAAUUAAACAAUUAAGACCA
Molecule: messenger RNA, 2929 nt
Organism: Pygocentrus nattereri (red-bellied piranha)
Lineage: Eukaryota; Metazoa; Chordata; Actinopteri; Characiformes; Serrasalmidae
Product: E3 ubiquitin-protein ligase TRIM21-like
Exons: 7
Coding region: 132-1766 (544 amino acids)
Molecular function (GO): zinc ion binding; protein binding
Source: RefSeq, a predicted model, not a curated record